Messenger RNA from Drosophila erecta, 1340 nucleotides. Its product is annotated as MKI67 FHA domain-interacting nucleolar phosphoprotein. Gene Ontology annotation, biological process: maturation of LSU-rRNA from tricistronic rRNA transcript (SSU-rRNA, 5.8S rRNA, LSU-rRNA). The record is from RefSeq and is a predicted model, not a curated record. Gene Ontology annotation, cellular component: nucleolus. The coding region runs from base 144 to 1214 and encodes 356 amino acids. Gene Ontology annotation, molecular function: RNA binding. The transcript has 3 exons. Lineage: Eukaryota; Metazoa; Arthropoda; Insecta; Diptera; Drosophilidae.
GUGGGCAAAUAACUAAUGAGCUACGCAUUGCGCUCUAUUGCAAGAGCCAACACGGUCAUACUAUUAUUGUUGCUCCACGUGCAGCAGUUUUUAUUCUUUAUACUACUUUAAUAAGCGAUUUUAGUGAAUUAACGCGAUUUAAAAUGCCGCCUGUUAAGAAGCCCAAGGCGCAGAAGAUCGAGAAACAGAGCACGCCCAAAAAGACCGUCGAUACGACCCAGAAUGUGGUUUCCGGACAGCUGAAGAAAAAGGUGGCCAAGGCCAGGCCGCAAAAGCCAAAGGGUCCGGAACGCGGUGUGGUCAUUGUGAAGCACCUGCCCCAUGGAUUCUUCGAGCAGCAGCUGCGCCAGUACUUCCGACAAUUCGGCAGGGUGCUCCGCGUCCGUUUGGCCCGAUCUCUGCGCACCGGUAAUAGCAAGGGCUACGCCUUCGUGGAGUUCGAGUACCCGGAGGUGGCCAAGGUGGCUGCCGAUACCAUGGACAACUACCUGAUGUUCCAGAAGGUGGUGAAGGCCACCUACAUUCCGCCAGAGAAGCAGACAUUCAACUUAUUCAGGACCUCCUUGAAGAAGGUCGUCAAUAAGGCCGGCAAGGAAAUCUAUGUCUCGGAUUUAACCAAAGCCACUCAGCGCAGCGUGAAAAAGCAGAACAACUGGGAUGAGUCCGCUUGCCAGAAGCGCACCGUAGCCAAUCUCAACAAGAUGAAGAAGCUGCAGGAGAAGUACAAGGACUUGGGCAUCGACUUCUCCAACUUACUGGUAGAACCAGUAAAGAAAACAGGCGCAUCUACUGAGGCAUCUACGAGCCAGGCAGCGGCCAAAAAAGCUGGUAAGAAACAGAAACAACCGGCGAAGAAGGUACCAACGCUGGAGGACUUGCUGGGCAACACCAUCAACGAGGACUCCGAUGACGAGGACUACGUCGAUGCAUCCGAUGAUGAGUCCGACCUGGACGCUGAGGAGGAGGAAGCGGAUAGUGAGCAGGCCAGCGAUGACAGCGACGAGGAGGAGGACCUUCCACCGCCGCCCAAGAAGAACAAGGCGAAGCUGACUGAUAAACUGAAGCGCAAGCCUGGCACUGGCGGCGUGCAGAAAAGGAAAAUAGCUCCGGCUGCGAAGAGCAGCAAGAAUGUCGCCACCCAGAAACUGCAGCUGGCCGCAGCCAAAUCGCUGGCCAAACCCUUGCCCAAGGGAAAGGCCAAGAAAUCCAAGUAGUAGCUUAAAAUACAUUUACUAUAGUUGUUAAGUAAGCAAAAACAUUUUGUAAGAUGAAUUGUGUUAAAAAAUGUCCUUGUACAAACUAAAAGGGCGUUUUGGCCGAACUGCCUUGCUGUUCCUCAA